This is a messenger RNA of Trichoderma virens Gv29-8, 2514 nucleotides long. RefSeq names its product glycosyltransferase family 90 protein. Lineage: Eukaryota; Fungi; Ascomycota; Sordariomycetes; Hypocreales; Hypocreaceae. The record is from RefSeq and is a predicted model, not a curated record. The transcript is spliced from 2 exons. Bases 1 to 2514 code for a protein of 837 amino acids.
AUGUUCGCGGUCUGGUUUAGAGGACCUGGGUUCGGGCUCCUAAAUUUACAACCUAAUAAGCGACAGUCACGAUGGUCCAUGCCAUCAAAGUCUCAAAUCAUCUUCACAUUUCUUGCCGCGGCAUGGCCACUUUUCGUCAUUUCAGCGGAAGAAAGCUCAAAAAUUGCUACGGGCACUGUUUGUCCCAUUGGAUGGGGGCGUUUUGUCGCAUUCACGCAGCUUCUCAGAUGCCUAAUCGAUGCCGUGAUCAUAAGUCAUACAUCUCACCUAGCACGUACAACGGUAGAAGAUGGAGUCGACAUCUCCGAAUUCAUGGGUAAGCUUUCGCUUGUCGCAGCAGGGAGCAUUCUGCUGCUCUCAUUCCCAUCUUGGCUUUCAGAUUCGGAGUUUAUCAUGGCAUUUCGCUUUCGAGCUCUCGAUAGUGCGGAUUUUGCUGGCGACGGGUUCUUCGCUACGAUUGGUGUGCUCUCCGGCUUAGCACUGGUACCGUCUUUGCACUCAUCAUGCCUCGCUCUUCUUAUAAUCACUGCCACAUUUAUGGGUUUACAGAUACCUGUACAGAAGGCUAUUCCACUUCUGUCUCCGUUGUCAUAUGGAGAACUUGCGAAGCAUACAAGUCUUGCAGUCGUCCUAGCGGUACCUCUGUGGUACCUUACCAUCACCAUUCACCAUACUGGAGACUCCAAUGUGUCAAGAAACAUCCGCAAGUGCUUCAUCAUUUCCGGUAGUGGAUUUGCAGUCAUAGCAUUGGUGGUGGUAUCCCGACUGCUCUUCUUCGGAUCUCCAACUACGGUUCUAAUCGAUACUGCCAUCAAGUCCCUCGUAUCAGAAGCAUCUGCGGAGUCAUUUGCGUGGGAAUCACAAGCCGCAGCUAGUAAAUUACUGGUCGAUGCUGUGAAUGAGUACACCAAAAGGUACACGAUCCUACCUCCACCAAAUUUCGACAAAUGGUACGAAUUUGCAAAGGAGCACCACUCUGCUGUCAUUGAUGACUUUGACCAGAUCAACAAUGACUUACUUCCUUUUUGGUCGUUGCAUCCUGCACAUAUACGUGAUCAGACUAUAAAGCUGUUUGCCUACGGGAGCUCAGAGAUGGGCGGCAUGCGCAUUAGGAAUGGUUUGGUAGAACAGUCACCAUAUAUACCAGGAUCACAUCGUUGGAUGACGGAAUCAUUUCAGAGGAUGAUUGAGCCUUUUGCCAAGUGGUUACCAGACAUGGAUAUAGCCGUCAAUCUGGCCGAUGAGUGUCGUAUGGUAUUACCAUCUGAUCAUAUGGAGUGGCUUAAGUUCAAUGCACGAGAGAAGAAGAGAAAGAUUUCCGGUAAAGGGGGACAGAAUACCUGGCCUAACAGCACGUACUCGCAAUCUCCUUGGCCUAAAGACUUCCCUGAGCCUCUGCCUAGGGCUACGGAUGGUAAAAAGGAUGCCAUUGACCCCUCCUUUACGAAUUACAUCCGCAGGCCAAUGUUUUACGACUUCGUUGCUGCUUCAUGUCCGCGAAGGUCUGCCGUGCAGAAUAGUCGUUGGUGGGACUGGGGCAAUACUUGUGUUGACUGCCUCAAGCCACAUUCGCUACUCACAAGCAGUGGUGCGAUACUAGCAAAUGUAUCUCUUGCUCAUGAUCUUUGUCAUCAGCCAGACGUCGCAUAUUUAGAUGGAUUUCUCAAUUCGCCAUCUGCCAUGGUAGGCACAAAUCUCUUCUUUCCCAUCUUCAGCCAGGCCCGCGUCGGCGGUUUCUCAGAUAUUCUAAUUCCGUCGCCGUGGAAUUUCGACGACAAAAGUGCCUUCAAGGAGGACAAUGGCGUGGCAUGGGAGGAUAAAGUGAACAGCUUAUUCUGGCGCGGAUCGCGAUCAGAUGGAUUCUCUGCUCAUCAACGAUGGCCUGGAUUUCUGCGGCCGCGUUUUGUACAUGAGGCUUAUGAAAAGACUAUGGCUUUGCAAUCGUCGGAUAUUGAAACUCCAGUGCACAUUAAUGUCUCUUUUACUGGAGAGAUAUCCAAAUGCGAUGGGAUGGAUUGUGCUGUUGAGUUGGAAAAUUACAAGCCAUGGGGUCUUGCCACAAUAAGCAACGCUUCAUCUGCCGACAAGGAAGCAAACGAGCUUCCUCCUAGCGUCCCGUUUGAAGAGCAUUGGAAAUUCCGGCACUUGAUGGACAUGGAUGGUGCGGGAUUUAGCGGUCGCUUUCUGCCGUUCCUGGAGAGCCGUAGUUUGCCCUAUCGUGCCGCGCUCUUUCGAACUUGGUACGAUGAGAGACUCCAAGCUUGGCAUCACUACAUUCCUGUGGACAUUAGGUUUGGCUCAGGAUUUUGGUCCGUUGUGGAGUUCUUCAGUGGGGGUACUAAUGACAAAGAUGGCGAGGGACCUGGGAUGGCUAAGAAAAUUGCAGAGCAAGGGAGAGAUUGGACGCAAAAGGCGCUGAGAAAAGAGGAUAUGCAAAUAUACAUGUUUCGAUUGCUGUUGGAGUGGGGAAGAAUUACAGAUGAUGACAGAGACGACUUAGGGUUUUCAAUAUAG